AUGGAUAUUCAGCAGAAAGAAAACAUUGCCUUUGUUUCUGACUGUGCUUUUGUCCCCAUAUCCGCUGGCGAAGUGUUGGCGUACAUGGGAAAGAGGAAUGGUGAACUUUUCAAGGUCACAUGUUUGCACACUGAAGGAUCUGUUUGGACAUUGAUACAAAGGAGGGUUGACGGUUCAGUGAACUUCUACAGGGGAUGGACUGAAUAUAAAAAUGGGUUUGGUGAACUGAGUUCCGAAUUUUGGAUCGGACUUGACACUAUCCAUCAGCUAGUAAUGAAUGGCUUUACAGUUCUACGUAUAGAAUUAGAAAUGGGAAAGGAGUCUGCCUAUGCGGAGUAUAGUAGUUUCUAUGUAGCUGGGGAGGAAGACAAUUACAGAAUCCAUGUUUCUGGGUACAGUGGAACAGCAGGUGAUGGUAUUUCAUGUCACGGCCAGUAUUGCAGCAACAAUGUACAGUUUUCAACGCACGAUAAUGAUAAUGACAAGAACAGUGAUGAAAAUUCUGCUCAAUUAUUUAAAGGAGCUUGGUGGUAUAAUCGUGGACAUAGAUCUAAUCUAAAUGGAGAAUAUGGUAACGACAACUUUGCUAAAGGCAUAAAUUGGUAUCUAUUCAAGGGAAAUAAAAAAUCUUUAACAGGUUCAAGGAUGAUGCUUCGCCGACCUUUGAUGUAA
Messenger RNA from Saccostrea echinata, 672 nucleotides. Its product is annotated as ficolin-1-like. Bases 1 to 672 code for a protein of 223 amino acids. The transcript is spliced from 5 exons. The record is from RefSeq and is a predicted model, not a curated record. NCBI's taxonomy places the organism in Eukaryota, Metazoa, Mollusca, Bivalvia, Ostreida, Ostreidae.